CGCUUUUAGAAGGGUUUGUUCAAGGGGUCGGCUUCACGAUUGCUGGUUGAUUGGGCGUGGCUUAGGUGUUAGGUUGGGGUUUGCUCGCUGAUCGGACGUAUUUUACGUGUUUGGUUUUGUGGUUAAUUUCUGCACCUUUCUUCUUAGUUUUUAGUUAAACAAUCGAUCUCUUACAAUCGAAUAUGUGUAGAAUAAAAUUGAUCACACAGGUUGUGCCAUAAACAAUAUUUGAAUACAAUUGACGGGCACGGCCUUGCUCAUGUUUGUUAUUAAAAUAUGCACCUGACCCGGUUUUACUCCAAAAUAUGUUUGUCAGAUCAUGUUUUCUAUUGAAUAACUUCAUGGAUCGGUGCGUAUUGUGCUUCUCUCUAGGAUAUAGGCGUAGCACAAAGUAAUACUACAUAUUAGACAUCUAACCUCAAAUCUGAGCAAUUAAAUCCAGUUCAUUGGUGGGUUAAAACUUAAAACUCAUAAUUUCUACUCCCUCCUUCCCUAAAUAUUUGUCUUUCUAGAGAUUUCAAAUGAACUAGCGCAUACAGAUGUAUAUAGACAUAUUUUAGAGUGUAGAUUCACUCAUUUUGCUCCGUAUGUAGUCACUUGUUGAAAUCUCUAGAAAGACAAAUAUUUAGGAACAGAGGGAGUAUGUCAGUACUGGUAUCAAAUAUUGUUUAUGGCAAUCUUGAUUAUGGGGUUAAGUGUAUCAUCGAUGCAUGUAAUCACCAGUCAGCUGACCAGUCCUUUGUCCAUCACAUGUCAUGGUAGUCUUGCCCUUCACUUUAUGGCUCUUUGAAUAAAGUUGUCUAGUUUGUUCUAGUUACUUUCUGAUUGAGUAUUCCCAUGCACCAAUCCUUCUGUAUAUUUUGUAACUUCAUGACUUAUUACGAGUUCAAUAUGGGUUGUUCUUUGAUGAUCUGAAUUUUGUUUACAUUUCAUCUUCUUUCAUAACGUGUAGUGAGAGAUUGCUAAUAUUUCAUCCAUUAGGAGACCAAUCUUAUCUAUGAUAGUUUUCGGUCUCUUGUAUAGGCUGCCGUCAGCUCGUCACAUAAGCUAAAUUGGUUCACAUAGACUCUUAUGGUUAAUAAUGUUUUGACUCUCGUAUAGGCUAUUGCCACAUAAGUUAAAUUGGUACAUUUUCUCUCUGUACAUUUGUGUAAAUUGUGUUCUCGUUAUGGCCCUUACCUAAUUGGUAGAAGAGAAGAAAUUAUGAUCAGUCUUUGUACAUCUAUAAUCUAGAACCAUAAGACUUGCACUAUGAUUGAGUAGUUUAUUCUCUUACUUAAUUGGUAUGGAAGAGAAGAAAUUAUGAUUAAUGCAACCAUUCAGUUUGAAAUCAGCACCUCAGUUGUGCUCCGGACAUCACAAUUCCUCUAGCAUAUCGUACUGCUGCGAACGUAACUGAAACUAAUUAUGAUCUAUCUUCUUAUGUUACUUAUCAGAUGAGCAUGACUGUCUGUACCAUAUAUUACCAUCACCAUAUGCUUUCUGAGUAUUGAUCCUUUCGAUAAUCCUUUGACUUUUGUAGUAUAAGGACUAGUGAGUUCCUCAACCAUUUUUUGGACCUGAUCUCCUAUAGUUAGCUAUGCAUCAAGGUCAAAUAUGGUGACACGCUUAAGAGGUUCAAUGGUUAUGUCAACGGAACGCACUUCACUUUGAAUCUGUCUGCUCUCCGUUCCAAAAUUGCAAGUGCUUUUAAGUUUGCCCCUGAUGCUGACUUCAUUCUCACUUACACUGAUGAGGAUGGGGAUGUUGUUAUGCUGGAUGAUGACGAGGACUUGCAUGAUGCAGCUAUCCAUCAGAAAUUGAACCCUCUAAGGAUUAAUGUUCAGUUAAAGAAUAGCCACGCUGGGGCAUCUCACAUUAACCGGCAGGAUUCAAGCCCUAAACCUCUUGAGGCCACCACUCAGGAUCCGAUAGCUCAGAUCAAAUCUGUUAUUGAUGAAGCUUUAAAGCCCAUAUCAGAACCUUUGAGAUCCACUGCAAGGGAAGAUCCACUAGCUCACUUAAAAUCAGCUCUUGAUGAAGCUAUGAAGUCUAUCCAUGAGCCAGUUCCUGAAUCCCUUGCAAAACUGUCACGUGAAGUACUUGAUGCAGCACCACCACAAUUAACUGAUCUGAUAAAACCUUUCGUGAACUUGAUCACAUCAACCAACAGUAGCCAAUCUGCUGGGCAUGCUGAGAGUUCACCUGGCUCCUCCAGGGGUGUGCAGCAAGCACGGGUUGAUCUCAAAGCUGAUGGUCAGCCUAAAGUUGAGGCAAGUUUGGGUUCACGACCUUUGAAUGAACGAAACCCUGUAUCAUCUGAGACAGGAGGUCUUAAGAGUGUGUUGGUUGAAGUUCCCGCUGCAGUCAUCACUGAAGCCUCUCAAGGCCACCAAGGAUCGUUAUAUCCUUCUGUUGAGGAUUUGCUGUACACCUCCAAUUCCGGUGGUAACAGUUCUGGUUGCAAGGAUAUGACUGAUGCUCAAAGUAAGGGGAAGUCUGUCAUGCCCUCUGCUGAACCACUCGCUCGUAACACUGUUCCCAGUUUUCGUCCAAGUCAUCCAAAUGCAUCUGGAAAUGAAUGGUUCCAGACACGAAGAUCGGUGGAUGGAUGGUCCCAGCCGAGAUCCAUUUGGCAACCUGAAACUAAUGUCAAACCAGCUAGUGAUCCUGGAUGGCGUGUUCCAAUGUAUAAAGCGCCUCACCCAUCCCCACCAGUUCCCCAUGCACCCUUGGGCUAUGGACAUUCUCCACAAUUUCCUUACCCUGGCCGUCUGCUAUCUGCUGGGCGUCUGUAUGGGAACCUUGGUAAUAACAGUGAGAGGUCACCACGAAUUUCACAUAGGUGGAUUCGGUGUGAUGGUUGUGGAGUUCAACCAAUUGUUGGGCCACGCUACAAGUCUAAUGUGAAAGAAGAUUAUGAUCUGUGUGAUACCUGCUUCUGUCGUAUGGGCAGUGAGGUUGAGUACACAAGAAUAGACAAGCCGAUCCUGCCACACAAGUUACCUCGGGACCCUAAUUUGUGCCGGAAAAUCCAUUCACGUGCUCCGAUGAAGUCAAAGCGUGAGAAGCUCGAAAGCCGCUUCAUUUUGGAUGUAACAGUGCUGGAUGGCACACUUAUGUCACCUUCAAGCCCGUUCACUAAGAUUUGGUGCAUGCACAACAAUGGGUCUAUCAUGUGGCCCUUGGGCACACAGCUAAUUUGGGUGGGUGGAGAUCAAUUUGCACUGCAGACCUCUGUCCCACUAGAGAUUCCAUUGAAUGGAUUUCCGGUGGAUCAAGAGAUGGAUGUUGCUGUUGAUUUUGUGGCACCUGCAAGGCCUGGGAGGUAUAUAUCUUACUGGAGACUGGCAUCACCUUCUGGUCAAAAAUUUGGUCAGCGAGUUUGGGUUCAUAUCCAGGUGGAAGAUCCAUCUUUUGUCAGUGACAACAAGACUGCUGCUGUUAACUUGAAUCAGCCUCAGGAAAGCAACAUCACAAACACAAGUAGUCUGCCUCAGGAAAGCAACAUGACAAACACAAGUAAUUUGAUUGAUGUCAACAUGGAGCCUGCUAACCAAGUCCUAGAUGAACAUGUCAACGGCACUAGAAUGGAACUGCUGGAGCCUUCGAUAUACCGUGAAGCUGCUGAGCCCAAGAAAUCCCCCUCAGCAUUUUCAGCAGCUCCUCCAUACCCCAUGGUCGAUGUUCCGUCAUCCAGUGAAAAUGCAGCUGCUUUUGUGCCAAGUGUUACUGUACUUGCACCUGAAGUCAUUCCGAGACCUGCUGUGACUACACCUGCUGAUGUGCCCACAAGUUCGCUUACUAGUAUCCCUGUGGAUCUACCUGUAGCUGCAACCACACCUGUGGAUGUAGCAUCUGCGCCGCUUGACAUCGACAGUCUUACAGAAGAGAAACUGCUGCAGGAGCUGGAGGAAAUGGGCUUUAAGCAGGUUGAUCUGAACAAGGAGAUACUGAGGCAGAAUAAAUACAACCUGGAGCAGUCCGUGGAUGAUCUGUGUGGUGUCAAUGAAUGGGACCCUCUGCUGGCGGAACUGAAUGAAAUGGGAUUUGAUGACAGGGAGACGAACAAGGAGCUGCUUGCCAAGAAUGGAGGAAGCAUCAAACGAGCUGUGAUGGACCUCAUCGCCAGGGAGAAGAAGGACAAGUGAAGAUCGUGUGCUCUCGAGCACCUAGUUAUCUAUAUCUCGUUAUCUAUGCGUAAAUAAUGAGACGAGUGGUACUGCUGUUGUGCUGCUCCACUGUGUCUCGUGGUUUGCUUAUGAACUGCUGUGAAGCGUGUUGUUGGUGUGACUUUGUGUGCGGUGUGAACUCUAUUAUGUUGUGACCGUGGUGGGUCAGCUGCGUGUGGUUGCUGUAAUGGCCUUAGUUGCUUUGUUCCUACUAUCGUGACUGGAAGACCUUCUAUGUGGAUUUCACCUAUAUUAUGUGGGUUUCACCUCAAA
Messenger RNA from Triticum dicoccoides, 4424 nucleotides. RefSeq names its product protein JOKA2-like. The transcript has 7 exons. The record is from RefSeq and is a predicted model, not a curated record. Bases 1752 to 4130 code for a protein of 792 amino acids. NCBI's taxonomy places the organism in Eukaryota, Viridiplantae, Streptophyta, Magnoliopsida, Poales, Poaceae. Gene Ontology annotation, molecular function: zinc ion binding; protein binding.